Molecule: messenger RNA, 1014 nt
Organism: Aegilops tauschii subsp. strangulata
Lineage: Eukaryota; Viridiplantae; Streptophyta; Magnoliopsida; Poales; Poaceae
Product: L-type lectin-domain containing receptor kinase IV.1-like
Molecular function (GO): carbohydrate binding
Source: RefSeq, a predicted model, not a curated record
AUGUCGGCUCACUUACUCAUGCUCUUUCUCCUCUUCAUCAUCCCCAUGUUCAAGUGCACCUACGCCUUUGGUGAUUUUGGUGAGCAUGGCUUCAACUACGACACCGGCAUCCCUGUGCGCAUGUUUCAGCUUAAUGGUGUGGCUUCUGUCACAAGCGGGGCACUUAUGCUAACCAACAAUGAUCCACAGAAGAGCGGGCAGGCUUUCUCUAGGCGUCCAUUUGGCUCUAUUACCUCAUUCUCAACCACCUUUGUGUUUCUCAUCAUGCCCCCGGAAAGCAACCACAGGGUGAGUGCGCAUGGGCUUGCCUUUGCGCUUUCAUCCACGAUGGACUUUGUGUUCGAUGCCCUCCCGGGUCCGUACCUGGGCCUGACCAACAUGGAAAGCAACGGUAAUGGCACAAACCAACUCUUUGCUGUUGAGCUUGAUACAAUUAAGAAUCCCCAAUUUGCUGAUAUUGAUGACAACCACAUUCGAAUCGAUGUGAAUGACAUGGAGUCCAUUGAUUCCCACACGGCUGGUUACUACACCUCAAAUGGUAUGUUCUCUCCAUUGAAGCUUGCGAGUGGUAAACCGAUGCAAGUGUGGGUGGACUAUGAUGGCAUCUCGCACAACAUUAAUGUCAGUUUGGCACCUUAUUUAGAGCUCAAGCCGCAACGUCCAUUGUUGUUAAGCAGUGUUAAUCUUACGUCUGUGUUGGCAAACAACUCAUUCUAUGCUGGGUUUUCAUCUUCAACGGGCCUCCUUAAGUCAAGGCACUACAUUAUUGGAUGGAGUUUCAACACAACUGGGAAGGCUCAUCCACUUAACUACACAUCCCUGUCUCAGAUUAUAGAAGAAGUUAGACAGAAAACACAAAACCGCUCACGUAUUACCCGAGCCAUUUUUGUACCAGUUGUCAAGGAACUAGACUAUACUGAUAAAUUAAGCAUAUUCAAAACUAAUUUACCACUGAGCUUUCAAAGUCUUCAGACAAUCAAACACCAAAAUUUAAACCCGAUGAGCGAUGGCUAG